Messenger RNA from Orbilia oligospora ATCC 24927, 1245 nucleotides. RefSeq lists its product as uncharacterized. Gene Ontology annotation, biological process: intracellular zinc ion homeostasis; zinc ion transmembrane transport. The transcript is spliced from 8 exons. The record is from RefSeq and is a predicted model, not a curated record. Gene Ontology annotation, cellular component: membrane. Gene Ontology annotation, molecular function: zinc ion transmembrane transporter activity. Lineage: Eukaryota; Fungi; Ascomycota; Orbiliomycetes; Orbiliales; Orbiliaceae. The coding region runs from base 1 to 1245 and encodes 414 amino acids.
AUGGCGCUAUUCCAACUACUCAAUCGCCGCGUGAUACGCGCAUUUUGGCUUUUACUGGCCCUGGGGACGGUUUAUACGGUAUCGGCGUAUAAGCAGGAAUGGUUGGAUAACCCGAGGGAGCUAUCGCUACAGGAGAUUGAUGACCAAUUACAGACAUGCGAAGUAGUCCAAGAACUCAACUUCCGUAAGGUACAAGGUGCGCCGACGCACGAGAGUUGGACUAAGCAAUUGUUUGCGAUAUUGUUCCCCGGAUCGCCUGCUGUCAAUGCUUUACUUGCUACCGCUUAUAUCUCUGGACCUCCGAACUUUAUUCUAGCACUCGUUCCCGCUAAUAUCGAUCCCGCGAGUUUGACGGUUAUGGUGGCCUUUGCGGUCGGUGGUCUUCUUGGAGAUGUCUUCUUCCACUUGAUGCCUCAGACGUUUAUGGGCGAAGUCCAUGAGGAGCGUGUCCGCUUUGUUAUGGUUGAGGAGAAGCGAAAUACUCUGUUGGGAUUAGCUAUCAUGGUUGGGUUCGUGGCUUUUAUUGUUCUGGAUAAGGGUAUGCGAAUUGCUGCCGGUGGUGGGGAUGGUCAUUCGCAUUCUCAUGGUCACGAUCACGGCCAUACGGAGGGUACAUCGACUGCAUUGGCUGAAAAGUCUGGAGAAUUGAGGCAGAGGAAAGGAAGGGAUGAGAAGGGAGAUUCUGCGGUUGCGAAGACUGAAGAGAAGACUCCGGGGAUGUCGAUUAAGGUUUCUUCGUACCUUAAUAUGGCUGCCGAUUUUUCCCAUAAUAUCACCGACGGUUUGGCUAUUGCGGCUUCUUUCUAUGCCGGACCGACUAUUGGUGCCACCACCACUGUCGCCGUGUUCUUCCACGAGAUUCCACACGAAGUUGGCGAUUUCGCCUUGUUGAUCCAGGGAGGUUUCACGAAGGGACAGGCCAUUGCAGCACAAUUUGUCGCAGCGAUCGGCGCAUUCUUGGGAACAUUCAUUGGUAUCUGGAUUCAGGAGUACAGCGCACCAUCCAGCGACGCUGGGAGUGCUGAAGGAGCCGCUGGCCUCUUCGGAACCUCUGCUACUCUUGGUGACCUGGUCCUUCCGUUCACUGCCGGUGGUUUCUUGUAUAUUGCUACCGUCGGUGUGAUCCCAGAGCUUUUGGAAACCGGACCGAAUAGGGGACUCGAGUUGAAGAAAUCGUUAGUGCAGGCGCUGGCGAUGGCUGCCGGUGCCGGCAUCAUGUUGGCGAUUUCUUGGGCUGAGGCUUAA